Messenger RNA from Penicillium canescens, 210 nucleotides. RefSeq lists its product as uncharacterized. The record is from RefSeq and is a predicted model, not a curated record. NCBI's taxonomy places the organism in Eukaryota, Fungi, Ascomycota, Eurotiomycetes, Eurotiales, Aspergillaceae. The transcript has a single exon. The coding region runs from base 1 to 210 and encodes 69 amino acids.
AUGAUCGCAAAGAGCAAAGUAGCACCGGAAAUGCUUCCCAAUAUUAUUCCUACAACAUGGCUCGACAAGGCUCGAGAUGCGCGAGAAUUGUCCAUCGUCAAUUCUGCUACUGCAGUCUUCGUGGCAAUCGUCGGCAUCGUGUUGGUUUCAUCCACAAGCUGGCUUUUGGUGACGGUACUGGACGUGCUAAAGUCUAAGUCGUCGGAUUGA